GGUGGGCGGUGAUCCAAUGGAUUGUCUUCUUAGAAGCUUUUUUUAAUCGCCAGUGAGCUCAUUUAAGUUUAAAGAUAAAACGGUAUACGUGUAGCUAGGAUUUUUUUUAUUAAUAUUUUGUUGAUAAUAUAAGCUCCGCACAAAGAAUGAGAAGAGUAACGCUCUUCAUUAACGGAACCUCUAAAAAUGGCAAGGUUGUGGCGGUCUACGGCACCUUGUCCGACUUGCUGUCCGUGGCCAGCAGUAAGUUAGGAAUCCGAGCUACGAGCCUGUACAACGGGAGAGGAGGCCUCAUCGAUGACAUCGCACUUAUUAGGGAUGAUGAUGUCCUCUAUGUAUCUGAGGGUGACCCCUUUGUCGACCCGCAGGACGGUGUCCGUGGACCAGAACAGCGCUCCGGAGCUCACACAGACUGGCUGACUCUGAACAUCGGUGGUCGCCUCUUCACCACCACCCGGAGCACCCUGGUCAGCAAAGAGCCAGAAAGCAUGCUGGCACACAUGUUUAGAGGCAAAGAUGUGUGGGGCAACAAGCGAGAUGGGCAGGGGGCCUACCUGAUAGACCGCAGCCCGGAGUACUUUGAGCCCAUCCUGAACUACCUUCGGCACGGGCAGCUCAUUGUCAACGAUGGCAUCAAUCUGCUGGGAGUUUUGGAGGAGGCGCGGUUCUUUGGAAUCGAGCAGCUCGCUGAGCAGCUGGAAGGGGUGAUAAAGAAUUCCCAGCCUGCGGAGGACCAUUCUCCCAUCUCCCGAAAGGAGUUUGUGCGCUUCCUGCUCGCGACACCCACCAAAUCUGAGCUUCGUUGUCAGGGUCUCAAUUUCAGCGGAGCAGAUCUUAGCCGUCUAGAUCUGCGGUACAUCAACUUCAAGAUGGCCAACCUGAGUCGCUGCAACCUCACACACGCAAACCUGUGUUGCUCCAACCUGGAGCGGGCUGACCUGUCUGGGGCCAACCUGGAUGGGGCAAACUUGCAGGGUGUGAAGAUGCUUUGUUCCAAUGCGGAAGGAGCAUCUCUGAAAGGCUGUAAUUUUGAAGACCCAUCUGGCCUGAAGGCCAAUUUGGAAGGCGCCAACCUGAAAGGUGUGGACAUGGAAGGCAGUCAGAUGACGGGCAUCAACCUGCGCGUGGCGACGCUCAAGAACGCCAAGCUGAAGAACUGCAACCUGAGGGGGGCCACUCUGGCAGGCACUGACCUGGAGAACUGUGACCUUUCUGGCUGUGACCUUCAGGAGGCCAACCUGCGGGGAUCUAACGUGAAGGGCGCCAUCUUCGAGGAGAUGCUGACCCCUCUGCACAUGUCGCAGAGUGUCAGAUAACCUGCCCACCCCUACCAUCUCACUGUAGCUCCUUCCUGGGACCCUGGCUGGCUUACCCCGCCCCCCUACCCCCUUCAUUCCAGCAGUAGGUGUCCGGUAGACUCCAGCCUUUCCCACCAGCCAGAUCCUAGGAAACAUUAUGCAAUCGUAGCAUUUCUUUACUGUGCUGAACCCUGGCAUCCCACCCGGAUCUGUCAGCUUUAUUCUCUUGCACUAGGGCGGCGCCGGGGUCGUUGUCAUUCUUCCACUUCUCAUUCUGAACGCUUGUCCCAAUUAAGAAAACGCGACGCGGCGGCAUCCACUGUGAAGGGGAUGCGCGUCCGUGGUAUUCAGCACUUGGCUAGCGGAACGUGCGCAGCUGCCGUUAGCUGAGGGUUCAGCUGUAGGCCAAGGAGUUGGAGACGCGGUGCGAACUGGUGCCUCCCUGUUUACGAAGGACCACCUUAACGGAAUGUAAUGGUAUCGUGUACGUCAAUGCCAAACCAGUUAGCGCGCUUGGGCAACACAUCUUAGGCAUAUUACCGUAUAAGAAUGUAAUGGAUUCAUAUAAUUAAGAUGUAAGAUGCAAUUCUAUAUCCAGCUAACGGUUGACGUAUGCAGCUUUGAACAGUGUUUAUCCUGUGUGCGUGUGUGUAUGUGUGCGCGUGCGUACCCCCACGCCCCAGCCUGCAACGUGCAGGAUCUUACGCCAAGUAUUGUAGAAGUUAAACGCUGCUUGACACGCAUUUUCCGGAAGCGUUGAAUCUACCUCCCCUUCAGCAUGUCAGUCUUGGCUGCCGUGCAUUUCAGCAAUUUCCCUGACACCCCCCCCCCCCCCCCCCGAACCCAACAUACCAACAUGACCUGCCUCUUGUGUUUUCUUUUUCACAUGGCUGGUCGUCUUGUGUCCAGCCCUGCACACAUGUAACGUGACGAAGUUCACGACGUCAAGGCAUCUACAAACCAAAAAAAUGCAUCGUGACAACAUGAAGCUUUUCUUUUCUGCACCAAAUACAACAUGGAGGACAGUCAUGGGCCGGCACUCCUGUAGAACAUCUUAUUUAUUACCUGUAUGCAUCACACCAAAACAUUAUCUGCACUAUUUCCAGCUGCACACAGAUAUCCACGAAUGGUUUUUUUUUUUUUAUAAGCAAUCAAUUAUAUUAAUCCAGUUGCAAAAAAUAAUAACAUUGUUGAAUGUGCUUUAGAACAUUCCUAACUCCUAAGGGAUUGCAGGCCUCGUCCUUCCCAUGCUGUUCCUUACAUAUUUAAGGAUCAUCACUGCUGGACUGUGACAAUGAUAAUGCAGCUCUGUGUUGCUAAGUUGCUUUUAACGAGCAUAUGUUCCGCAUCUGCGACCUUGUAUUCAUCUAGGAAACCUUGUUUUCUAAUAGUUUCAUAAGUGCCAGCAGCUAUGUAGCGCUUUAAAGGUGCAGCAACUAUUUUUUUCUCCUCUUAAGGUACUCUUAGUAAUGAAGGCAAACAGAGUAAUCAGCACUAUGAACAUUGAAGCUUUUUGCAUAUACAAACCUCAUUAAAUGUGUUAUUUAUUUGAAUAUGUAUUAUACCAUAUUUAUAUAUGCAGGAGUGAAGGUAAAUUCUGUCUCAGGACUGGGUGUAUGACAUCUCCAUAUGUUCAGUUUUGUGAUUAAUUGCACUCACUCAGCCAAGGAAGAGUGUUUUCCUGAAUAGACUGUUAAGAGAAAUCAA
This is a messenger RNA of Brienomyrus brachyistius, 3005 nucleotides long. It is a transcript of the gene kctd9a, whose product is annotated as potassium channel tetramerization domain containing 9a. Lineage: Eukaryota; Metazoa; Chordata; Actinopteri; Osteoglossiformes; Mormyridae. The coding region runs from base 147 to 1316 and encodes 389 amino acids. The transcript has 12 exons. Gene Ontology annotation, biological process: protein homooligomerization; intracellular signal transduction. Gene Ontology annotation, molecular function: protein binding. The record is from RefSeq and is a predicted model, not a curated record.